Messenger RNA from Aegilops tauschii subsp. strangulata, 1172 nucleotides. RefSeq names its product rho GDP-dissociation inhibitor 1. The record is from RefSeq and is a predicted model, not a curated record. Gene Ontology annotation, biological process: Rho protein signal transduction. NCBI's taxonomy places the organism in Eukaryota, Viridiplantae, Streptophyta, Magnoliopsida, Poales, Poaceae. Gene Ontology annotation, cellular component: cytoplasm; membrane; cytosol. Gene Ontology annotation, molecular function: Rho GDP-dissociation inhibitor activity; protein binding.
UGAGCUAAAAUCUCACUCGCACAACAACCCAACCCCAGCCCUGCUGCUGUGCUGCUGGCUGCUGAGCAAAAACAAAUCCCCACAUCCCCUUCCCUUCCCUUUUCCCCAAAUCAAUCAAUCCCUCCCUCCCUCAAUCACGCGGGCAGGGCAGGCAUCCCCUCCAAGAUUUGAUUUUGCUUCUAAAUCUUUAGGGGAGGGGAGGGGAGGGGAGGGGAGGGGCGAUCCAAGAAGGAAGAUGGAUCAGCAGGAGGAGGAAGCGUCCGUCUCCGUCAGCGUCAGCGUUCCUUCCUCCUUGCCGCCGGAGGAGGAGGAAGAAGAGGAAGAGCAAGAAGAAGAGGAGGAUGACAUGGGUGCGGUGAAGAUGGCGCUGGGCCCUCAGGUUCCCCUCAAGGACCUCCUCCACCUCCACAAGGGGGAGGAGGAGGAGCAGGAGGAUGAGAGCCUCCGCAGAUGGAAGGAGCAGCUCCUUGGACCAGAUGCUCUCCACACAACCAACCUCCUUGCCCUUGCCCUUGGAGCUGAGACCGUCGAACCUGAGGUGACCAUACUCAACCUCACCAUCUUGGCACCAGGGAGGCCUGACCUGGUUUUGCCGAUUCCGUUCGUGCCUGAUGACAAGGGCCACGCCUUCGCGCUCAAGGACGGCACCGCCUACAGCUUCCGCUUCUCCUUCACCGUCUCCAACAACAUCGUGUCCGGUCUCAAGUACUCGCACACCGUCUGGAAGACCCGAGUAAAAGUGGAGAACCAGAAGGUGAUGCUGGGGACAUUCAGCCCUCAGCAGGAGCCCUACACGUACAAGGCUGAAGAAGAUAGCACCCCGAGCGGCAUCUUUGCGAGGGGCUCCUAUUCUGCUAGAUUAAAGUUUGUGGACGAUGAUGGAAAGGUGUACCUGGACAUGAAGUACAGCUUUGAAAUCAGGAAGGACUGGCCUGCCUAAUUAACAGACAACAAAGAUGAGAUGGGAUGGGAUGGAUGUUAGUUUAGGUUGUGCGGUGUGCGGAUGUUGAUAGCUGUUAGGUGAUUGAUGUUUCUUGUGUGGUAUCUAUCAGUAUCAGGGUUGUUGAUUCACUCACUCGCUUUGCUUGCAAUGAAGAAGGUGAGUGAGUACCUGACCUGGACUGAAAGUGUAUGUCUGAAUUUGCAUGCAUGUUAUUGUUAUUGUGUCCUUC